AUGGCUGCCACGUCGCUCAGCUGGUCGAAUCGCGUGCUCUCAGGCCCCGCUUCGCGAGACGCAGUGUCGCUUGCUUCUCACAAGUUCCCAAGCAAGAGCACAGCAUCGAGUCGCGUGGUACCGGUUCAAUCCCGAAAUGCCGCGAGGAGGUCCGUACUUCAAGUGGAAGCGCGAGCCAUUCUAGACUUCUUCACCAAGCGAGGCGCCCCGGAAAGCGACUCGGGAGAGUUCCGAGAAGGAUGGGCGUAUGCUCCGUGGGAAAGGGUGCGGCUCGGUCCGUUCUCAGUUUCCCCCAUGGGUCUCGGGACCUGGGCGUGGGGAAAUAAGUUCCUGUGGGGGUACGACAAGGCGAUGGACGAGGAGCUUAAGGAGGUAUUUGACCUGGUCGUGUCGCGCGGGAUUAAUAUCUUCGACACGGCUGACUCCUACGGAACUGGAGCGCUUAGCGGCCGCAGCGAGCAGCUACUGGGCCAAUUCAUUAAAGAGUACCCUGGCAGUGACAAGUACCGUAGUGACAUCCGCAUUGCCACCAAGCUCGCCGCGUAUCCCUGGCGCCUCACCCCCGCACAGAUGGUGGGCGCCUGCAGGGCAUCACUGGAUCGCCUGGGCUUGGAGAAGCUGGCGAUAGGGCAGCUGCACUGGUCUGCUGCCAACUAUGCUCCGUUGCAGGAGAGGGUGCUGUGGGAUGGGCUCGUCGCCAUGUACGAGGAGGGCCUGGUGGAGUGUGUGGGGGUGAGCAACUAUGGCCCACAGCAACUCGAGCGAAUCUACACCUACCUGCAGGAACGGGGAGUGCCGCUAGCUUCGGCACAGGUGCAAUUCUCCCUCCUGAGCUCGGGUGAAGAGCAGGACGAUCUGCUGGCCUUCUGUGAGGCCAAUGGCAUCCGCGUUAUAGCAUACUCCCCUCUCGCUCUCGGCGUGCUCUCAGGAAAAUACAGUGCUGACAACCUGCCGCAAGGCCCAAGAGGUAUUUUGUUCCAACAACUGCUGCCCGGCCUGGACCCUCUUCUUGGCCUCAUGACGGAAAUCGGGGAAAAGCGAAACAAAACUCUGCCCCAGGUAGCGAUCAACUGGUGCAUGGCCAAGGGCACAGUCCCCAUCCCAGGAGCGAAGACCGUCGAGCAAGCCAAGGAAAAUCUGGGAGCGCUUGGCUGGCGGCUGUCGUCCAAUGAGGUUGCAGCUUUGGAUGACGCUGCUGCUGAGGUGCCACGGCCUAUGAUCCAAAAUAUCUUCCAAACCAAGUGA
Closterium sp. Naga37s-1 is the source of this 1245-nucleotide messenger RNA. The record is from the annotation of a GenBank genome assembly. NCBI's taxonomy places the organism in Eukaryota, Viridiplantae, Streptophyta, Zygnematophyceae, Desmidiales, Closteriaceae.